Molecule: messenger RNA, 897 nt
Organism: Brassica oleracea var. oleracea
Lineage: Eukaryota; Viridiplantae; Streptophyta; Magnoliopsida; Brassicales; Brassicaceae
Exons: 2
Coding region: 1-897 (298 amino acids)
Molecular function (GO): nucleic acid binding
Source: RefSeq, a predicted model, not a curated record
AUGGCCCUCGCUAUCAUCACUUCGGCAAGAAAACUCAGAUCUUAUUUCCAAUCGCACACUAUCGAGGUGCUCUCCAACCAGCCCCUCAGGACGGUAAUGCAAAAUACCAACCAAUCAGGAAGGCUAACAAAGUGGGCAGUCGAGCUUAGCGAGCACGACAUCAUGUACAAAAACCUCACAGCGGCUAAGUCGCAAGUCCUUGCUGACUUCCUGAUCGAGCUAACGCCGGAGUUAGAACAAGAUCUUGUGCUGCCAAGUCUGAACUGGAUACUGCACGUACAUGGGUCAUCUACGAACAAAGGCUCAGGGGCAGGCGUACAACUCCAGUCAACAACAGGCGAACUAAUCCGACAGUCGUUCAGUUUUGAUUUUCCGGCAUCCAACAACGAAGCCGAAUACGAGGCUCUCAUCGUAGGCCUUCGUCUCGCCAAAGCAGUCAAUUCCUUGGAGACUACGACGUCAGAAGAUGCUUACUUAAACCUCGUCAAAGGUCUUACACAUGUCAAAGGUCUUACACAAGAUUUCGAGUUCUUCGAGCUAACGAAAGUCCCUCGCGGAGAGAACGUAUGUGCGGACGCACUCGCAGCCCUUGGGAGCAAACUACACGACCAGGUGAAAAGAACAAUCCCAAUACAUAGGAUUGAAAAGCCAAGCAUCAGCCCACCGACGGAACAAUUUGCCAUUGCAGCAUCUGUUACCGAUGCCAUGGUAAUCGAUGAAGGGGAACCUCGCGCAACGGAAGGGCUACUCGAAGAUUGGCGAACGGAAUUCAUCGCUUACCUUUCCGACGGAACACUACCUACAGAGAAAUGGGAAGCAAGGCGAAGGACGCAGUGCGCAUUAUGUCGUCAUGGAUGGAACACUCCAUCGAUGGACUGCAACCAAAGAACUCCUUAG